AUGCAGGCCCUUCCCCGCCCCGUGGAGCUCAGUGCUUACGCUGAGUCUCAAGACGACUCUUCUGUCGUGCGCGCCAAUCUGAUGCCAUUCUCGAUUGACUACGAUGGUCCCGCACCCGUUUCCCGCUACAUGGUCGUACGUUCAGCCUCAGACACCGAGUCACCUUCUGAGUUGGAGCACUCUAAGCUCUCAGCGGCUUUGGUGUCGGCGUUUAGAGGAAGAACGAUCCACGGCACGCCCAUAACUGUGCCUGCUGGAUACAAAGCGCAUGUGGUAGAAGUCCCCACCGAGGUAGAGCUCCUUGCAGCUCAGGCGACCAGCUUCGGCGCCAGCACGCCAAAGGCCACGAGCUCGUCUCAACACGAAUCAAAGCGUCGACGCACGGAAGCGCACCAGCAAGAAACUCCGUUCGCAGAGUCCGCUCUCCGACGCUCUCCGAGAAAGAUGGCGGCAACGAGCAGCACGAGCACAGCUGCAAGAGCCAAAUUCACCACAAUGAAGAGCUUUUCAAUGGACGACUCUGAUGACGACGAGGCACAGGAGGAUGAAGAAAAGGAUCUCACUUGGGAUGCGGCCAUACAAGACGACGCCGCGAAUCACGAGCCAGUACUAGACUUGGAGGGAUCCCUUGAUGCCGCUACAUUGGCCAGCACCGGCAAUGGCCUCGCCACGGAGCCCGGCAACGAGCAGCAAAUUGCCAAGCAGCUGCAGAUCGGUGCGAGCUGCGGAGAACACAUCGUCAUCUGGUCCCCCGACGGGCCCGUCGACGAGGGCGAUGACGCGUACAUCCGCACGCUGCGAGAAUACCUUGGCGUCAUCGCACCCGCACUACAUACCUCGUGA
Molecule: messenger RNA, 843 nt
Organism: Ceraceosorus bombacis
Lineage: Eukaryota; Fungi; Basidiomycota; Exobasidiomycetes; Ceraceosorales; Ceraceosoraceae
Source: the annotation of a GenBank genome assembly